AUGACUGAGCAAUAUAUAGAUGGCAUUCACAGCAUUACAGCCCAAUGUACACUGCAAGUCACGAUUGUCACUGAUGAAAUGUUAAGCAACAGCAUCACCUUACGUCUGGAGAACAUGUCCCAAGAGAAGUUUCUCUCUCCACUCCUAUCUUUAUUUGUUGAGGGAGUAGCCACUGUAUUGUCUGCUCUGAAAGAGAACGUUGUGAUAUUCAACAUACAGAAUGAUACAGAUGUCAGGGCAACUAUUCUUAAUGUCAGUCUGUCUGUCUUGUUACCUGACGGAGCUCAUAAUCAGUUUUUCUCAUCGGAGGACCUGCAGGAACAGAUUUAUCUCAACCGUACCCUGCUGACAGCUAUUUCCAAACAAAGAGUGCUCCCAUUUGAUGACAAUAUUUGCCUCCGUGAGCCUUGUGAGAAUUACAUGAAGUGCGUGUCUGUGUUAAAGUUCGAUAGUUCCGCCCCGUUCAUCACUUCAGAUACAAUCUUGUUUCGUCCCAUCCAUCCAAUAAAUGGCUUGAGGUGUAGGUGUCCUUCAGGAUUUACUGGAGACUACUGUGAAACAGAAAUUGAUCUCUGUUACUCAAACCCGUGUGGAAACAAUGGGAUUUGUCGGAGCAGAGAAGGAGGAUACACCUGUGAGUGCUACGAAGACUACACAGGUAAUCCAUCACCUUUGAAAUUGGGUCCUGUAUACCUGAGCCCAGGACAGCAAUUUGUAUCAAAAAGAGCAAUGGCUCCAACACCGCCCUUCAUUGGACACCAUUGAACACUUCCUACCAAUGUGAAGUAAUGAUUCCAAAUAAA
Messenger RNA from Chiloscyllium plagiosum (whitespotted bambooshark), 803 nucleotides. NCBI's taxonomy places the organism in Eukaryota, Metazoa, Chordata, Chondrichthyes, Orectolobiformes, Hemiscylliidae. The record is from RefSeq and is a predicted model, not a curated record.